Molecule: messenger RNA, 654 nt
Organism: Miscanthus lutarioriparius
Lineage: Eukaryota; Viridiplantae; Streptophyta; Magnoliopsida; Poales; Poaceae
Source: the annotation of a GenBank genome assembly
AUGGCCCAUUUCCUGCGGUGGCGGCGGCUUGUGUCUCCAAACUCCUCCACGGCACGGCGUUUCACGGCCGCACCCCAACUCGUCGCCUUCCCCGUCCUUCCCGCCGUCGUGGAGAGGAGGUCACGCGGCUGGCUCCCGCCGCUUCCGGACGGUUCGGUCUCCCAGCUUCCCCGAAACUUGCGAAGCAGUCGAGGCAUUUUGUAUCAAGGUCAUGUUAAUCGGCAUUCGACACCAGUGGUGACUCCUACUGUAUUAUCCUUGCGGAAUGUCCUUUUGUCAACUACAACAAGUGGUGAUCAGGAUGAAAGCAGUCAGGCAAAGGAUAAAAUCUCGGUAACAUUUGUCAACGAGGAUGGCUCAGAAAAGACAAUAAGUGUUCCAGUUGGAAUGUCCAUGUUAGAAGCCGCUCAUGAAAACGACAUAGAGCUUGAAGGAGCAUGUGAGGGCUCACUUGCGUGUUCUACUUGUCAUGUAAUAGUAAUGGAUGUAAACUGUUAUAACAAGUUAGAAGAUCCAGCGGAUGAAGAAAAUGAUAUGCUUGACCUUGCAUUUGGGCUCACAGAAACGUCUCGCCUCGGCUGCCAAGUGAUCAUGAAGCCUGAACUUGAUGGUAUCUGGCUGGCAUUACCUGUAGCCACAAGAAACUUGCAGUAG